UAGGUUUUGCUGUUUCAAGUUUUAAUCCUUUUCACGUUUCCCAGUCUUUCACUGUUUGUCAAACUUUCUUCUCGGUUCCCACCUCCCUUUUGAAACUAUCUGAUUCACGAACAACAUGACUUUGUAACAGUUGUAUAACAGCAUUUGUUAGGGGAUAGGAAAUGAAGGCAUGGUUAACAAGUGUGUUGUUAUAUGUGCACCAGCACAAGACAAUGUGAAUGGACUAAGCUGUUACUCUUCUACUAGUCCGUCUUCUUCUUUAUCUUCAUAUUCUCCUGGUUGUUCAAUAGGGAUGGCUUUUCCAGACAUGGGUUCACUUUCUCUUGGUCCAAACUAUAGUAUUGAAGGCUCAAGUGUGUCUCACUUACAGGAAAGAGAAAGAGCUUCUUGGGGUUUUCCUUUCAUGGGGAGCUGCAAAACAAGGUGCUUUGGUGAAAACCAUAGCUCUGGUGUUGUGGAAGGUCAAGGCUCUGAUUGCAGUGAUAGGACCAUUAAUCUGAACGCCAAUUUAAAUGAGAACUCCAAUGAGAAUGCUGUAAGUGGCAAGGAAACAGAUAGUGUACAGUCUAAGCUUUGUGCCAGAGGCCACUGGAGGCCUGCAGAAGAUACUAAGCUCAAGGAACUCGUAGCUCUUUAUGGCCCUCAGAACUGGAACCUUAUAGCUGAGAAGUUGGAAGGAAGAUCAGGUAAGAGCUGCAGGCUAAGAUGGUUUAACCAAUUGGAUCCUAGGAUCAAUAGAAGAGCGUUUACUGAAGAAGAAGAAGAGAGUCUAAUGCAAGCACAUAGACUCUAUGGUAACAAAUGGGCAAUGAUAGCGAGGCUAUUCCCUGGAAGGACUGAUAAUGCAGUCAAGAACCAUUGGCAUGUGAUUAUGGCUAGGAAGUAUAGAGAACAAUCGAGUGCCUAUAGGAGGAGGAAGCUGAGUCAAUCUGUUUACAAGAGGAUGGAAGAAGCUAAAGCUGAACCACCAGCCCCAUACUGUCUCGCCAUCCCCAAUAGAAGGCUUGACACUAUCUCCCACUACCAAUUUGGAACCUUCAAUGGUGGUUCUGAUGCUGGGGUUAAUGGUUGCUCAAAAGUUUCAACCCACAUGACCAGCGAGGUCCCUCAGUAUGAUGGGUUUUCUGUACAACAAGCAACUUUUGAUUUCUUCCCUGGUCUCAAGAGCAAUGACAUGAUGGGUAUGUUCAGCCAGACCAGAUCUUGGGAUAGGCCCAUAGACGAACCCCAAUGCUAUGGUUUGUAUCCCCAGCACCACAACCACCACUUCCACAGUACCUCAGCACCAACAGCACAAAUCUCAGGCAGUGAGCUUUUACCACUAGUAGCAGCAACCAGUAGCAACCACUAUGAGACAGUUACACCCCAUUUCAUCGAUUUUCUUGGAGUAGGAGCAAUAUGAAAAGUUUUAGAAAA
Molecule: messenger RNA, 1416 nt
Organism: Hibiscus syriacus
Lineage: Eukaryota; Viridiplantae; Streptophyta; Magnoliopsida; Malvales; Malvaceae
Product: transcription factor MYB105-like
Exons: 4
Coding region: 170-1402 (410 amino acids)
Biological process (GO): regulation of DNA-templated transcription
Cellular component (GO): nucleus
Molecular function (GO): DNA-binding transcription factor activity, RNA polymerase II-specific; RNA polymerase II cis-regulatory region sequence-specific DNA binding
Source: RefSeq, a predicted model, not a curated record